Leptopilina boulardi is the source of this 1616-nucleotide messenger RNA. RefSeq lists its product as uncharacterized. The record is from RefSeq and is a predicted model, not a curated record. Bases 102 to 1235 code for a protein of 377 amino acids. NCBI's taxonomy places the organism in Eukaryota, Metazoa, Arthropoda, Insecta, Hymenoptera, Figitidae. The transcript is spliced from 5 exons.
AAAUAAAUUUUUUUUUUUCAUUUGUUAUAGAUUCAGAAGAUUCACGUAGUAGGGAACAUCCAACAUUAUCAGUUAAAAAUUUGGAAACUCUACAAUUUCCCAUGUUUGUUAGUACCGGUAUUAUUGAUUAUGCAACUCCUUCAACGUCCACAGAAGAUUUAUCACUUUUUACCGAAAGUCAUAUAUUUGUAAGGGCAAAUAAAAUUGAAAAUUGUUUCCCAUUAUCGUGGCCGGAAGAUAUUCAGGUAGUCAUCAAUGAAGGUGUAAAACCUGACGAUAAAAUGAGAAAUGAAAUUAUAAGAAAAAUUGUCAGACGCAUGGAAGACAAUGGUUUAAUGCAAGAUGCUGAUUAUUGUGAUGUUGCUCAAAGAGCUCUUCAAAAAUUUCCUAUUUUAGAAUUGAGAACUGCCGCUGGAGUUGAAACGUUAGUCAGUCAAAUGAAAAGAUGCUCUAAAAAUCAUGUUCAUUAUUUAAAAUUGCAAAGAAGAAAAAUGUCUGCAGAAGAUACACCAGCCAAAUGUCAUGAAAAAAUUAUUAAAAUGAUGCAUCAAGAAAUGGCAAAACAAUCACCAUCGAUAAAUAUUCUCAAAAAUCUUCUUAUUCGUUGUAGAAAAAAAAGACAAGAGGAUGCUAAACGUGCAUCGUCUGUGGAAAUGCAUUUGCGAGAUUAUCCAGCUCUUAAAUUUCAACAAUUGGUUCUUAAUGAAUUUGAAGCAAUAGUGGGCUUAUCACUGCCAGAGCUUAGAGAUCGAUGGUCUAUUGCUGUACCAAAAUUGGUGAACUAUUUUGCUCCAAACGAUAAUACUUGGCUGAAUAAAACAAUAAGUCAAUUAUCUGUUCAAGCAUUGCAAUUAAUUUCUACUCACUUCAAGGCUAGAUUUGGACAAGAAAAUAGAAGUAGACACAUCAUAGAAAUAUUUGAGGACGGAACAUCUUUUGAUGUAGCACUUCCAAGAAUUCAAGAUCCACCACGUUUAAUUGCCAUUGGAGCUGAAGAUUCAACAUCAUUGUUGGUUUCAAUUUAUAUUGAUGGAAAAAUUGAAUUCACCGGAACACCAAUAGACGGCCUGCUAUAUUUACAGGCAGUUUAUUGGGUUUUUAAUCUUUCUUAUGCAUCUGAGGCAAAAGUUGCUUUUACAUUUUUAGGAGCUGUUCUACUUCAAAAAAGAUAUGAAAAAUCUUAUAGAAAAUUAAAAAGAGUUCUCAAUGCUCUUGAAAAUUUGAAUUUAUUUUAAAUUUUAAUUUAAUCAAUUUUCUUAUAAGGAAUCAUAGUUUAAGAAUUUUAGAAAUAAACUCCAUGUUUUACUAUUUAUUAUUCGUAUAAUAAUAUUAAUAUUUUUUCAUUCAAUAUAGACACAUCUAUACUAACAGUGAUGACACGUAACAUUUAAUAUAUUGAAGUAACCAAUAUAAAUUAUUAUUAAUUAUCUCAUUUUGUAAUGAACAAGAAUAUCUAAUUACAUAUUUCAGAAAUAUGUAUAAAGAAACAAAAUUUUAUUGGAAAAAUUGAAAUAAAAAAAAAAAAAUUAAUUUUCGUUUUAACUUAAUGAGAUAAUUGAGAAACGAAUUAAUUUUUCAUGUGAUUAAACUGUUUGUACGAAAUAAAUGCAAAUAAA